AUGGGUUUCACCGACUUUGUUUCUGACGCUGGCCUUACCAUUGCCAACACCUUCUUUGCUUCUCGGAGCUACGUUGUUGGCCACGCCCCCUCUCAGGCCGAUGUCGUGACCUUCAAGGCUUUCUCCAGCGCCCCUGACGCUGAGAAGUACCCCAAUGUUGCUCGCUGGUACAAGCACAUUGCUUCCUACGAGGCCGAGUUCGGCAGCCUUCCUGGUGACGCCUCCACAGCUUACACUGCCUACGGUCCCGAGGGUGCUGAGCUCCCCGUGAACCCCAAGGACAAGCCUGCUGCUGAGGAUGAUGACGACAUGGACCUCUUCGGCUCCGAUGAGGAAGAGGAGGAGGACCCAGAGGUUGUUGCCGAGCGUGAGCGUCGUCUUGCCGAGUACAAGAAGAAGAAGGAGGCCAAGCCCAAGGCCGCUGCCAAGUCCAUUGUCACACUUGAGGUUAAGCCUUGGGAUGAUGAGACCAACCUCCAGGAGAUGGAGGCUAACGUCCGUGCCAUCGAGAAGGACGGUCUGGUUUGGGGUGCCUCCAAGCUCGUCGCUGUCGGUUUCGGUAUCAAGAAGCUCCAGAUCAACCUUGUCGUUGAGGACGAGAAGGUCUCCACCGACGAGCUCCAGCAGGAGAUCGAGGAGGACGAGGACCACGUCCAGUCCACUGACGUUGUUGCCAUGCAGAAGCUGUGA
This is a messenger RNA of Aspergillus calidoustus, 690 nucleotides long. The record is from the annotation of a GenBank genome assembly. NCBI's taxonomy places the organism in Eukaryota, Fungi, Ascomycota, Eurotiomycetes, Eurotiales, Aspergillaceae.